This is a messenger RNA of Perognathus longimembris pacificus (Pacific pocket mouse), 2439 nucleotides long. It is a transcript of the gene Kcnip2, whose product is annotated as potassium voltage-gated channel interacting protein 2. The transcript has 8 exons. NCBI's taxonomy places the organism in Eukaryota, Metazoa, Chordata, Mammalia, Rodentia, Heteromyidae. The coding region runs from base 447 to 1124 and encodes 225 amino acids. Gene Ontology annotation, molecular function: calcium ion binding; potassium channel regulator activity. Gene Ontology annotation, cellular component: voltage-gated potassium channel complex. The record is from RefSeq and is a predicted model, not a curated record. Gene Ontology annotation, biological process: regulation of potassium ion transmembrane transport.
UCUCCCAUUGAUUCAGGAAGUAUGGAAGUGUGGAGAGUUGCCAUGACAACUAUGUCCUCUUACCCCUUAGCAUCUUUGUGGCAAUAUGGAGGGUUGGGGGUGGGGGAGAGGCAGCAGAAGGACAGUAAGACUUAUUCCCCAUCUAAUUCUUCUCCCCAAAUCUGUAUGUAACCGGCUACCUGCCAGAAAUCCAGCAGACGUUGGGAGAGAAGGCAGUGAGGAGGCUUUGCCCUGUCCCUGUACCUCUCCCCAUUCGAGGAAUUUGGGGGUGGGUACUUCAGAUGGUGGAGUUAGAAUGUGUUCAGCAGAACAGAGAAUCAAAUUCUCUGCCUGUGGGCCACGCCCUCCCGCCCCGCCCACGCAGAGCCCACACAGAUGGGGGGCGGAGACCGCCCCCGCUGGCCUGUACCUUGGGGGCGGAGCUUGGCCAUAGACUCAGCUGAACCAUGAACCGCUGCCCCCGCAGGUGCCGGAGCCCGCUGGGGCAGGCAGCACGAUCCCUCUACCAGCUGGUGGCUGGAUCAUUGUCUCCAGACAGUGUGGAAGAUGAAUUUGAACUGUCCACCGUGUGUCACCGGCCAGAGGGUCUGGAGCAGCUGCAAGAGCAAACCAAGUUCACACGCAAGGAGUUACAGGUCCUGUACCGAGGCUUCAAGAAUGAAUGCCCCAGUGGAAUUGUGAAUGAGGAGAACUUCAAGCAGAUUUACUCUCAGUUCUUUCCUCAAGGAGAUUCCAGCACCUAUGCUACUUUUCUCUUCAAUGCCUUUGACACCAAUCAUGAUGGCUCUGUCAGUUUUGAGGACUUUGUGGCUGGUUUGUCAGUGAUUCUUCGUGGAACCAUAGAUGACAGGCUGAACUGGGCCUUCAACCUCUAUGACCUCAACAAAGAUGGCUGUAUCACCAAGGAGGAAAUGCUGGACAUCAUGAAGUCCAUCUAUGAUAUGAUGGGCAAGUACACAUACCCAGCACUCCGGGAGGAAGCCCCAAGGGAACAUGUGGAGACCUUCUUCCAGAAGAUGGACAGAAAUAAGGAUGGUGUGGUGACGAUCGAGGAAUUCAUUGAGUCUUGCCAAAAGGACGAGAACAUCAUGAGGUCUAUGCAGCUCUUUGACAAUGUCAUCUAGCUCCCCAGAGAAGGGGGACAAUGUGUCCAGGGGGGAACCAUGCUCUAGUCCUAGUCCAAGUGGACCUUGCCCUUUUCUUCCCGGAUCUGUCCUCAUCCUAGCUGUACCCUGGGGGCUGUAGGGAUCCAAGAGCCUGGAGCUUCUGUAGUACAGAUCCUUGGAGCUAAAGGGGCCAGAGAGUGGGCAAAGUGCAUUUGGAGGGUCUUCCCAUCUCCCAGCAGCUUUCACUUCCCUCCUGCCUGAGACCCAGUGCUGAGGGCACCCCUGCUGUAGGCACUGUUUCCCGACAAUCCACCCCAACUCUAGAAAUAACACUAGACAGAAUGUUCUCCUGCUAUGGUGCUUCUCCCAUCCCUGAUCUCACAAACAUCCCCCAAUACUCCCUUCUCAGAGAGGAUGCUCUGUCCUUGGCACUGGCUGACUUUACAGACCAAUCUUUGGGAGGGAGACAAGAAUGUAGAAGAAAUCUUGGGCCUGAGUCAGUGAUUAGGUCUUAGGAGUUGGUUGGGGUAGAGAACAGAAAGUGUCGGCAGAUCAUGAACUCUCAGGUUCCACAGACCUGCUGCCCCAGGCCAUCGGCAUAUGAGUUUCCAGUGUUUACAGAAGGCCUUAGAAACAUCCCAGAAAUUUACAAUCACCACCUUUCUCAGCGUCCUAGGAGAGCCUGGGAUCCAGCUAUCUGGCUCAUUCCUGGAAUUCCUACCUCUCUCUCCUUCUGUUUGUAUGAUGGUGGUUGGCAGGAGAAGAUGGGUAGGAGACAUCCUGGCUGAAACCCACAAUUUCAGCCUAUCCUUCCUGCCUGUUCACCUGUUUUGAUGGCUACAACUUUGAGUUUUCACUUGCCGUGUCCUCUGGAUUUGGAGGCAUGGAGUGAGCCAGGGAUUUUUCUGAACUUGGGUCCUCCCACUCCUCUCAGUAGAUGCCUUAGGGGAGAGGGAAAAGGGCAGGCAGGCAUAGCACCUGAACCCAGUGUGGGGGGGCAGUCACUAGACUCUUUGAUCAACCCAGGCUCUACCCCACAUAGCCUCCUUUUCCUCUACUCAGUAUACCCAGAGAUGUUCCUUAACACACCAAGAGGGCAGAGACCAUAGGACCCAGGUCCCACCUCAUUGUCAGCACCCCUGCCAUGCUGCUAUACCCUUUAUAUACUUGCUUGUCCUAUUUAGCUCACACUCCCAGUUAACCAGAAUCUGAGGGGAAAGGUCCCAGGAGCCUCCUACCCACCCCAUCAGACACUGUUGACUGCUUUGCAUUUUUGGCUCUUAUGUAUAUUUUGUAAAAUAAGAAAUAACACUGAUCCAGUAAAACACUAUGG